AUGGCCCGCUGGUCGCCCUACGACGACAAUGGCGGGACGGUGCUCGCGGUGGCCGGGGAGGACUUCUGCAUCGUGGCGGCGAGCACGCGGAUGUCGACCGGCUUCAGCAUCCUCACGCGGGAGCGCACCAUGGUCAAGCAGCUCUCCGACAACGUCGCGAUCGCCUCUGCGGGCAUGCAGGCCGACGCGGACACCCUGCAGAAGCUGCUGCACGCACGCAACGUGAUGUUCAUGCACGACCACAAGAAAGCAAUGAGCGUGACGGCGGCCGCGCAGCUCCUGUCGAACACCCUCUAUUACAGGCGCUUCUUCCCCUACUACACCUUCAAUCUCCUCGCCGGGCUCGACGAGAACGGCCAGGGCGCCGUGUUCACGUACGACGCCAUCGGGUCGUACGAGCGCACUGGCUACGGCUGCCAGGGCUCCGGCAAGGACCUCAUCCAGCCCGUCCUCGACAACCAGCUCAAAGCCGCGAGCCCUCUCGUCCUCCCGCCGAAACCCUCGGUUACUACGAUGCCGCUGGAGGACGCGCUGGACCUCGUGAAGGACGCGUUCGCGGCCGCUACGGAGCGCGACAUUUACACGGGCGAUGCGGUGGAGAUCGUAGUGAUGCGCAAGGGGCAGGCGGCGACGCGCGAAGUGAUGCCGCUGCGGCUGGACUGA
Messenger RNA from Pedinophyceae sp. YPF-701, 663 nucleotides. Lineage: Eukaryota; Viridiplantae; Chlorophyta; Pedinophyceae. The record is from the annotation of a GenBank genome assembly.